ACCCCAAAAUAGGGUAGAUUAGUUUGUUCACUAAAAAAGGGAUAAAGAAUUUGAAUGUAAAGUUGUCAUUUCACCGUCUGUCUAGAGGGACAAAAUGAGAAAAAAAAUUGUUUUUACUGGGUGGCGUGCAUCUAUAUAAAGAUGCGGUUAACUCCUUCUCCGCUGGCUUCUUCUUCUUCCUCUCCUUGUGCAGCAGGUUGAUUGCUGUUUUUGUGCUUAUCUGGAGUGCAAGAACAGAUGGCAAGAAGCAGGGUUGGGAUCAAAGGAAGUAAUCAGAGAAGGAUUAAACAAAGAGACGAGGAUUCAGACGAAUCAGACGAGGAAUAUAAGGUGACCGAUGAGGAUUUGGAUGAGUCAGACGAAUGUUAUUCCUUAGAUGGUGAUGAAUCAGAAGAGAUAUCAGCUGAUUUCGGAAAGUCAAAGAGAGUUUCUAGAUCAAGAAAGACCCGGAGGACUUCUUCAGGUAAAAAGGUAAAUGGGAUUAAUAAGCCUCGGAAAAGAAGAAGAGUUUGUUAUACAGAAGAUGAUGAUGAUGAGAAUGAUGAUGAAGAUGAUGCAGAUUUUAUGCCUUGGAACAGAGAAACUAACCAGGUCAACAAGCCUAUGGAAAAGAAGAUAUCAUAUACAGAAGUGGAUGAUGGUGGUGGUGGUGAUGAUGAUGAUGAAGAUGACGAUGGUGAGGAAGAUGACUAUAAAGAAUUUGUGUUUUCGGUUGGAAACAGAAAACCGAGAACGAAGCCUCGGGAAAAGAAGAGGGUUGUAUAUACGGAAGACGAGGAUGGUGAUGGUGGUGGUGAUGAUGAGCAGGAGGAGGAGGUUGCUGAUGAAGAUGAUGCAGAAUUUAUGUCUUGGGACCGAGAAGUUAACCAGGUAAAUAAGUCAACGGAAAGGAAGCGGGAUUCAUUUACAGAAGUGGAUGAUGAUGGCGGUAGUGAUGAUGAUGGCGGUGGUGAUAAUGAUGGUGAUGAAGAAUUUGUGUUUUCAGGUAGAAGCAGAAAACAGAGAAAGAAGCCUCGGGAAAAGAAGAGGGUUGUAUAUACUGAAGACGAUGAGGAGGAGGUUGCUGAUGAAGAUGAUGCAGAAUUUACGUCUUUUGAUAGGAAAGCUAACCAGAUAAAGACACCUACAGCAAUAUGGAGGGAUUCUUAUACAGAAAAGGAUGAUGAUGAGGAGGAUGAUGAGGAGGAGGAUGAGGACGAGGAAUACUAUGCAGAAUUUGCGUCUUUGGGAAGGAAGAGAAACCAAAGAAAGAAGCCUCAGGAAAAGAAGGUUGUAUAUACAGAAGAUGAUGAGGAUGACGCCAAUGAUGAGGAAUAUAUGUAUUCAGGUAGGAAAGUAAACCAGAAGAAGAAUCUUUGGGGGAAGAGCGAGGUUUCAUACACAGAAGAAGAAGAAGAAGAUGAUGAUGAUGAUGAUGACGACGAUGAUGAUGAUUUGGGGGUUGUAUCUGCAAGUAGGAAGAGAAACCAGAUAAGCAAGCGCCGUGAAAAGAGGAUAGUUUCAUAUAAAGAAGACAACCAGGAAGAGGAAGAGGAAAGUGAUGCAGAAUUUAAGCUAAGUGAGAGUGAUUUUGUUGAUGAUGAAGAUGAAACUCCAAAGAUGAAGAAAAACAAAGGAUUGAGGUCUCAUCCACAGAAGAAGAAUGUUCCGAGAGGACGGAAAAAGAGCAAAAAAACAAAAAACCCCACAAAACCAAAACAACGGAAUCACAAAUCUGGCCCAAAGUUAGGUUCUUCUAAAGAGAAACCAAUCACGAACAAAACCAAGACGGAAAACCGAAGCAAGAUCUCUAAAAAACGAAAGCACAGGGCGGAUUGGCAGAGGGCAAUGGCGGAAUCUGAUUCCGAUUUCGUUAGUUCCGCAUCAUCUGAUCACGAGUACACCAUCUCAGAAGAAGAAAGAGAACAAAUGAGAGAAGCCAGCAUAUACUGUGCCAAUUUGCGUGCUAAAUUGAGAAGCUCUUCAUGUGGAAAUCAAGAAAAACAGCCAGCAUAUGAACAAAAGAAGUAUCCAAUGCGAAAAGGUAAGGAAAAGGUUGAAGACGUGAAAGACGACAUUGGAAAGCAAGUUUGCGGAAUUUGUUUAUCAGAAGAACAGAAGCGAACCAUGAGAGGUGUCCUAAAUUGUUGUCGCCAUUAUUUUUGUUUUGCGUGCAUUAUGGAAUGGUCUAAAGUUGAAUCUCGUUGCCCUCUCUGCAAGCAAAGGUUUACAACAAUAACAAAAUCCGCAAAGUCAGACACCGGUUUUGACUUAAGGACUGUCGUCGUAGCCGUUCCCGAGUGCGAUCAGGUUUACGAACCAUCUGAGGAAGAACUAAGGGGUUAUCUCGACCCAUAUGAAAAUGUGAUUUGUACCGAAUGCCAAAAUGGCGGGGAUGAUGCAUUGAUGUUAUUAUGCGACAUAUGUGAUUCAUCUGCACAUACUUUUUGUGUCGGUUUAGGACGGGAAGUACCUGAAGAUAAUUGGUACUGUGAGGGAUGUAGACCUACCGUUUUCGGAACCCUAAAUUCAGAUAGAAGAUUAAGUAACAACGCAUCGAAUUUAUCAUCACCAUCUCCAAUUCCUGGUGGUUUUGAUCUUAACGAGUUAUACGUACCCGAAACACCAUUAACGCAACAAACUAGGGUUCUUCCUGAACCUAACCCCGCGUCUUCCGGAACCGUAGCAACCACAUUAAGAGAGAGACGAAGAUUACAUCGUCAAAGACAUCAUCAGUUGUUAAAUAGCAAUAGAAUGAAUGAUUUAGUUGGUAGAUCUAGUGGAACAUCGGCUUCUUCUUCGGGAAUUAGAUUAUUUGGCUCCCAACUCGAUCAAGCUCGGGUUUCAGUUUCUCAAAAUGAUCAUAUUUUUCCUUAUUCAAGAACAGAUCAGUUAUCUGUACAAGUACAAAAUUCAAAUUUGGCUUCUGCUGAUGUGGCAUUGCAAGAUGAACAUGUGGCAUUGCCGGAAUACAAGAUGGGUAUCUGCACCGAUCCGCCUGUGCACUAACAAUUCAAGCAUAAGAGAGGUUAUCGGACCCUCUUGAACAUGGCAAGGCGGUCUAUGUGCACCAUAUUAACCGCAGGCGACCGGGUUGUUACAGUGGUAAUUGCGGUAAGCUUGCUGAUAAAGUGAUUGACCCCAAAUUUAUUUUUCUGUUCAACAUUACCAUUCUUAUAAUUUUUCUGAUGCAAUCAAACUAUUUGAAUGUAAUUUAAAAGUUGUUGGAGAAAGUAUUAAGCAUCUCCAAAAGAAAAAAAAGAUGUUGGUAAUUUGAUACAGGUUUCAUGCCCAA
Helianthus annuus (common sunflower) is the source of this 3274-nucleotide messenger RNA. RefSeq names its product RNA polymerase-associated protein LEO1. The coding region runs from base 238 to 2988 and encodes 916 amino acids. The transcript is spliced from 4 exons. NCBI's taxonomy places the organism in Eukaryota, Viridiplantae, Streptophyta, Magnoliopsida, Asterales, Asteraceae. The record is from RefSeq and is a predicted model, not a curated record.